Astrephomene gubernaculifera is the source of this 2084-nucleotide messenger RNA. NCBI's taxonomy places the organism in Eukaryota, Viridiplantae, Chlorophyta, Chlorophyceae, Chlamydomonadales, Astrephomenaceae. The record is from the annotation of a GenBank genome assembly.
AUUAUAGAAGCAAAAUGUUGCGCUUGACCCCAAAUGGGUAUGAGGUCAUGCUUCUGCUUGAAACUUGUUAACUCGACUUCGAGCACUGUGCUAUAUUUACUAAUGGGUUGUAUCCAACAAAUAUGAUGUACUUUGGCCUCAUAGGGGUCAUCUUUUUGGGUUGUGCGACUGCCACUUUGGCUAGAUGCCUGCUUAACUACUAGUCACUCCAAUGCAUCGACCCAAAAACCACAGUACGUAUGCAGGCGGGGAUGCAGUGGAUAGGAUGGAGGAUAAUAAGAACAAAUUCGACAAGGCCCGGCGCCUUCUGUCGCGGGUCAUGCAUCGCAUCCUGAAGAAUACCUUCCAAGCAUGGGCGGCCCACGCCCGCUUCGAGCGCUCUGCCAAGGAGCUGUCCGCGGUGGUGGACCCCGUGGCGGAUGUGUUGGAUAAGCUGCCUGAGAACCGCACUCCCACCGACGUACAGAAGCUGAUGCCGCUGGUGUCAAAGAUCGACGCCUACCGCCAGCUGCACCCCCCCGUCCGCGAGCUGCUGGCCUCCUACCUGCAGCUGGCAGUGCUGACGGAGCGGGUGGAGCUGCCGCGGGGGCCGGGCGACCACACCUGCCUCUUCUCCGUCGUGUACGGCAGCGUCACGGCGGUGACGGGCGACCCGGCGGAUGCGGCGCUGGCGGCGAUACGGGACUUCGCGAUCACCCACCUGCGCGACACCGCCCCUCCCGACCCCACCUCCGGCUCCGACACCGCACCCCACACACCCCACGCCGGCCCCUCCUCCUCCAAUUUCUCCUACGCCUCCUCAUCCUCUCCCACCGCCACCACCUCUGCCGGCGGCGGCUCCCAGCCCCCCCGCCCCCACCUCUCCGAAACCCCACGCUGUGAAAGCACCCUCAGCAGUGCCACCACCGCCACCACCACCGCCGCCACCACCACCGGCUACAGAGCGAGUGGAGGCGGAGCGGACGCGGCGUCGUGUGUUUCCGCGUCCGCGUCUUUUGUGACGGCGGCGACGGCGGUGGCUGCUGCUGCGGGGGCGUCAGGGGGCGGAGCGGUGGCGGCGGAGGUUUCGGAGCAGCAGCUAACGUCACUGGGGCUGUACGGCGCUGAGGGGGAGGGACUGCAGGGGGCGGCACUGGAGCGGGUCCGCUGCGGGCUGUGGCGCACCGUGGUCCACAUCAUCCACAAGCUCAUGCGGCUGCAGAAGGCGCAGGCACUGCGAGAGCUGGUGGCGCUGCAUGCCGCCGCGCUGGAGGACCUGGCAGUGGCGGUGGGGGGCAAGGGGGCGGCGCUGGCGGGCAGCGCGAAGAAGGCGGCGGCGGCGGCAGCAGCAGCAGCAGCAUCCGGCGGCGGGGGCGGCGGUGCUGGUGGUGCUGCUGCUGCCAGCAAGCUAUCAGCAUCAGCAGCAGCGGGCAAGGGUGCUAGCAGCGGUGGGGGUGAUGGGUGCGGGGGCGGGGUGGGUGCGGUGGUUGAGACGCCCAUCCCUGGGGUGCCGGAGGAGGCGUACCUGGCGCUGCUGCCGGCGCUGGCGGCGCUGAAGACGCAGGUGACGGCGGUGGAGACGUGGCAGUCGUUCUCCGGAAGGGAGCUGCUGUGUGCCGACGAGGUGGGUCUGGCUGCGGACGUGGGCGGCGGCGGCAGCGGCGCGGGGUGGGCUGCGGGCGAGCUGCCGGGCAGAGCCAUCGCGGCAGUUACUCCGCGGCACCGGCUGGUGGCGCUGGUGUUCGUGAGCCGGGAGGUGUACCGCCGGGCCAUGGCAAUGCAGUCCGAGAUCUCCAUCCGUCGUGCAGUGGACAGCUGCUGCCGGCUGCCCUUCCUGCGCCACACGCCGCUCAAGGAGCUCUACCGCCUGGCGCGGCACAUACACGAGGCCGCGUUCGAGCCGGGGGAGGUCAUACUGCAUCAGGGUCGCGAGAACGGCUUCCUCUACUUCCUCAUCCGCGGCGAGGUGGCGGUGGUACUGGACCUCCCCCACACCUCCGACCCGCUGGCACUGGCAGGCGCGCUGGUGGCGCUGGGCGGCAGCAAGCCCUCGCCGCAGCAGGCGCAGGCGCUGGCAUGGCAUGCGGCAGGGGGGGCGCCGGGGG